AUGCAUGAUCCUAGUCAGACUGAAGCUAAAUCUGAAGAAAUAGAAUCUGUAUUAGACGAGGUCCAAACAACAUUUACAUCAUCUCAAUCGGUUCCCAUAACAGAUUCUACAAAUGUGGUUGACCAUGAUAAAAUGAAUGUAAAUUGGUUGCUAUGUGCUGGUCAGUUAGCAAAUAUUUUUGAAGAUUUAACUGAAAUUGGUACAGUUUUGUCCAAACUAAAAACUGAAACAUUACCAAAUCCAAUUAUAUUUAUAUUAGAAAAAGGUACUUCGUUAACUUCAUUGUCAAACAAUAUAACUGAUGAAUUUAUAAAUCAUGAUCCAGGUGGUCGUGGGCCAAUAAUUUCAAGUUCACAACGUCAAUAUCUUAUAGCUCUAGGUCCACAUCAGCCUAAGCUAACUAGAUAUCCAGUAAAUCCUAACAUUAACCAAUGUAAACAGCACAGUUUUAGUUCUAAAUGGUUUAAUGAGUAUUCAUUGAUUGAAUAUAGUAUUUUGAAGGAUGCUGUAUACUGUUUUGUUUGCUCAUUAUUUCCACGAGGAGCUGGUAAAUUGUAUUCUGAUUCAGCAUGGGUAAAAACUGGUGUUAAUCAGUGGCAUAAAAUGAAGAGUUGUGGUGCUAAAAAGCUGGGAAAACUUGAGCAACAUUUUUCUUCUACUUCACAUAAAGCAGCUUUAAACGACUACUAUCUAUUCAUGACUAAUUCAAAUCAUAUUGAUAUCAUUUUAAAUAGAGACAAUAGAAAAAAAGCAAUACAAUUAGAGCAAGAAAAAGAUUUUAACAAGAAUAUUGUUAUUAUGUUAUUGGAUAUUGCUCGAACAUUAUCUCGGCAAGGGUUAGCGUUUCGAGGUGAUGGUGAUGAAAGUGGUGGCAAUUUUAUGCAAUUAGUUCAAUUAUUGUCUAGGCAUAACCCACUAAUGGAUCGUUGGAUUAAGGAGACUUCUACACGGGCAUAUAAAGUUCAUUACUUAGGACCAAGGUCACAAAAUGAAUUCAUUGAAUUAUUGGCUAAUGAAACACGUAAAAUAAUUGUAAAGGAAGUAAAAGAAGCAAUUAUUUAUUCUGUAUCGGCUGACACAACACCUGAUAUCUCACACGAAGAUCGCUUAGCAGUAUGUACACGUUAUGUGAAUAGUCAAGGGCAGGCUGUCGAGCGACUUUUAGAGAUAUCAAAAGGAACAGAUAAGACUGGUUUAGGUACAGCUAAACAAAUUAUAAAUAUAUUAGAAAACAUCACAUUGAAUCCAGGGUUAAUAACUUUUCAAUCAUAUGACUUCGCUAGCAACAUGUCUGGAAGAUAUAAUGGAACCCAGAUGAAAUUGUCAGAACUGACUGGUCAUCGAAUUCCAUUCAUACCUUGUCAGGCUCACAGGCUUAAUACAUUUUUAGAACAUAGUUGUGAUGCAAGCACAAUUAUUGCAAAUAUGAUUGAUACUUUAGAAAAUCUCUAUGUAUUUUUUUCUGCAAGUAACAAGAGUAAAUUGAAAUUAGUAAAGACAUUUAUCGGAUCGACAAUGAAGGACGACCGAUUAAAUUCCUUAGUAAUAUUAGGAAUAGAAAAAGAUAUUGUGGACCAAUUGGACAUUAAUAAAUUAGCACUACAGUGGUCAAAAUUGAAGGAACGCAGAAUAGAAAUUUAA
This is a messenger RNA of Myzus persicae (green peach aphid), 1641 nucleotides long. Its product is annotated as zinc finger MYM-type protein 1-like. Bases 1 to 1641 code for a protein of 546 amino acids. The record is from RefSeq and is a predicted model, not a curated record. Lineage: Eukaryota; Metazoa; Arthropoda; Insecta; Hemiptera; Aphididae. The transcript is spliced from 4 exons.